Molecule: messenger RNA, 990 nt
Organism: Salpingoeca rosetta
Lineage: Eukaryota; Choanoflagellata; Craspedida; Salpingoecidae
Exons: 7
Coding region: 1-990 (329 amino acids)
Source: RefSeq, a predicted model, not a curated record
AUGGGUGGCGUCGUGGGCGAGCUCACGUCAAAGCUCUCUGCAAGCGAAUCAACACAGACCAGCCAAGCAGACACGCUGUUGCAAGUCCAAGGCCAGAUCUCAACCAUCCUGUCCAAGCAAGCAGACUUUGCAGCUUUCCAAAAGGCAUCGAGCCGUGGCCUUGUUCCGGAUUCCCCUGCAUCCACCUGCGGCGAAGUGACAUCGAAAGAUGACGGCGUCUACUACUUUUCCACCUCCACCGGCGUUUUCACGGCGUUUUGUGACUUCCAGCGCGAUGGCGGCAAGUGGGCGAAGGUGCUUCAGUAUCCGGGACAGAACUACGUGGGCUGGACCGAUGACAGCACAGGAUCCGUGGGCAACAUUGCCACGAAGGACCUCGUGUCAUCCUUCAGCAAGCUCUCAGACGUGCAAAUCAACAGCAUCAAGUCGUCAGCCUCUGACUUUCGCGUGUGGAAGAUCGAGUCGGGCUGCACAAACAACAACUUGUACAUCAUCACGCCCCACUCGUAUGUGGACACGCGAAUAGACCUUGGUCUCGCACUGGAUGAAGUGCACAUUCACUGCCUUGCACCGACGCUUGCCGAGUGUGAUGGUAACUGGAACACGGGGGACAUGCGCGGGUAUGACAACGGCGGCGGCCUUAACCUGCUUGACACGUAUUACGUCAGUGGUGACUUGGAUCAAUCGUGCAACCGGUUCUUCUUCGGGCAUCGCGGGAGUGACAACCACUACACGUGCUAUGGCCCAAGCGACAACUCCCGUCGCUGCAUGAGCGCAGGUCUAUUCGGGAACGAUGCUGCCAUGCUCGUUAUCAACCGUGAGCUCAGCGUCGCUGUGCACGUCAUCAAGCCAGACAGCUAUCUUGGUCUGUCACCGUGGCAGCCACGCCAGCCCAGCAGUCCCCUGCCCCCAUCACUUGGUGGCGGCGAUGAAGAUGAAACUCCACACACCGUCACAGGCGAAUACCCUCCCUUCAGUCUCGACGACUGA